This is a messenger RNA of Helicoverpa armigera (cotton bollworm), 2523 nucleotides long. RefSeq lists its product as uncharacterized. The coding region runs from base 327 to 2426 and encodes 699 amino acids. Gene Ontology annotation, molecular function: calcium channel regulator activity; GTP binding; GTPase activity. The record is from RefSeq and is a predicted model, not a curated record. Gene Ontology annotation, cellular component: plasma membrane. The transcript is spliced from 14 exons. NCBI's taxonomy places the organism in Eukaryota, Metazoa, Arthropoda, Insecta, Lepidoptera, Noctuidae.
ACGGCAGCCGUCGGCGCGCACGGUCGAUGCGCGCGCUUUUCACUAGUGAGAGCCGCGUCGCGAGUGUUAUGGUGAAUUGUUUCAAUCAAAUAAAUUAAAACGUUCGUGUACAAAUAAGGAAAGAACUUGGGAGUGAUUUGUACGAUGUCGGGACGGGCGGCGUGACCACGGACGGGCUGCUGAGCGCCCUGGCCCGCCUGCGCCGCGCCCCGCCCCCGCUCCACCCCGCACCUCACUCGCCCCGCUCCGCGGAUGGGCGUCACCAAGCAACCAAAAUCCAGUCGUCUCGACCCUCCCCUGAAAUCGCCGCAGGUGCAGACGGCAGCAUGACAGUAGCUCGCGGCGAGGGCUCCCCGGAGCGGCUGGGCGGCGCGCUCCGUCGCCUGCACUACAAGGCGACGAGGCGCGCGCACUCCGCCGCCGCCAGGCAUCACAACUCCAACAGCACUCCUCCUAAGGUGGUCGUCAUGGGCAGCAGCACCACGUCUGACAAGACGAUCAACACGAGCACCGACUCGGCAGCCACCGCGCUCACCUCCGUCACCGGCACCGACGACUCCAUGGACGCGGAGCCCGACGCGCCCGAGCUGUCCGAGCCCAGCCUCAUCGACGACCCUAACGUGCCCACACACCCCCCAAGCACAGCCCCCCCUCACUACCACAGGAACCAGAACAGCAGCGACAUCGACUCCCCGGCUUACACCAAACCCCAAUCAGCUACUGACGUCAUAGACUCCCCCAGACCCGGUCCAGCAAGGUUCGUCUUCGACGUACCAAUACCAGACCCGAAAAGACAAGAGAAACCGAGAAACAAAACACAAACGCAAGUCAGUCAGACCAGUGUCGCGUCCACGUCGAUCCAAAUCCCCUAUGACCCUAAGAUGGAUACUCCAAAAAGUCCAAAGGCGAACCAGGCGAAGUAUGAGACUCAUUUUAAGUUUGAACCUGAUCCUGUGAAGAGAAGAGGGAGUGAGCCGAGGGUUAAGAAUAAGCAGAAGGUUGGAGAGAAGGAGUAUUAUAAGGAUGAGGUGGCGAAGUUGAGGAGGCAGUUGGAAGGUACGGAGGUGUUCACGACGUCGAGAAGACGAUCCUCAGCGCACCAGCAUUCUGUGCCUCCUCCGUCUUCUAGAAGACAGUCUACAGCAGCGCAAGUCCACGUAACAGCGAACCCCCUAGACUCGGCAGCCACCACGAUCCCAGCAGGACGCACCACCAUAGUGGUUCAGCAACCAUCCCUGUCCCUGGACUACGGGGGCUGCGCCACCAUCCUCGUGAGGGAUGAGGAGCGGCGCAAGAGCAGGGUCUGCAGCGAUCACAUACAGCAGUUACUGGAUGUCACCAGCCAGUUCACGUCGGAAGAUCUUCAUGAGUUUGAUAAGAGAUACGGCAGUCCUCACCACUCGCGGUCGCAGUCGGUAAAAGCUGGGCGCUCGCGCACCGGCGAGAGACAACUCCUGGGUCUACCGCAGCAGAGAGCCAGGGUGGCUUCCAUGCCCAACACCGGUGUAGAGGAGGAGUACUACCGGCUCAGGCAUUUUAGCAUUACUGGUAAAGGCGUAGUGAACCGCGGAGACUCGCUGCGCUCGCGUCGGUCGCGCUCCAACACGUCCGUCGCAUCCAGCGCAUCCAGCACCGAGGCUGUCACCAGGGCAUCCGCUCCUUGUUCACUUGCUUCCUCGAGGGACUCAUCAGCCGGCCUGAGCUCGUACCGAGUACUGGUGCUGGGCGCGCCAGGAGUGGGGAAGUCCAGCCUGGUGGGACAGUUCAUGACGUCGGAGUACCUGCACGCGUAUGAUACUAGCAUCGAUGACGAGUCUGGCGAGCGCUCCGUGUGCGUGCUGCUGGCCGGCGAGGAGUCGGAGAUCACCUUCCUCGACGCGCCGCCUGAUCAUAUCAUUACGGAGGGCUGUGCUCACGGCUACUGCGUGGUCUACUCGACGGCCGACAGAGCAUCAUUCAUGGAGGCCGAGAGAAGACUGCAGAUCCUGUGGGCAGCUGGCCACACCUCGCGGAGAGCUGUCAUACUCGUGGGGAACAAGGCUGACCUGGCCAGGUCGAGGGCUGUUCCUACUGAUGAGGGCAAGAACCUAGCGACAUCGUACGAGUGCAAGUUCAUCGAGACGUCGGUGGGCAUCAACCACAACGUGGACGAGCUGCUCGUCGGCCUGCUCACGCAGAUCCGGCUCAAGCAGCAGCAUGCCGAGAGAGUCAGAAAGCGCAGCAACUCCCGCAAGAACCGUGCGCGCGCGCGCUCCCCGCUGGAGAGCGCGCCCGCGCCCGCCGCGCCGCCGCCCUCCGCCUCCGCCAACACCACGCCGCGCAAGCGCACGCGCCUCUCCGCCAGCGUCAAGGUGCGAGGCCUCCUAGGCCGCGUAUGGGCUCGCGACUCCAAGUCGAAGUCCUGCGAGAACCUGCACGUUCUCUAGCACUCGGCCGCCGACCCUGUCGCCUGCUUCCCGUUCUUCGACUGUGCUGCCACCUACACGUGAAGUGGCUUCCAGUAGGCUGCGUGAGAUUUGGGUG